This is a messenger RNA of Ustilaginoidea virens, 1926 nucleotides long. RefSeq lists its product as uncharacterized. The transcript has 5 exons. NCBI's taxonomy places the organism in Eukaryota, Fungi, Ascomycota, Sordariomycetes, Hypocreales, Clavicipitaceae. Gene Ontology annotation, biological process: translational elongation. Gene Ontology annotation, molecular function: GTP binding; translation elongation factor activity; GTPase activity. The record is from RefSeq and is a predicted model, not a curated record. The coding region runs from base 1 to 1926 and encodes 641 amino acids.
AUGGCCAUGUCCGCCAAAAAUGCAAAAGCCUUGGCACACGAGAAGCGCAAAGGCGAGUCAGCCUUGAGCGAGUUCGCCGAAUAUGUAGAGCAGCAGCAAAACCUCCGCUUCCCUGCGUCACGACAGGCCAAGGUUUCUGCCGCCCCUGUCGCCGGUGACGCGGACCACCACGAGGAACUGGAUGAGUUGUUUGACAAUCUGGACCUCGCAGACACCGCUCCGAGGAUACCGCUGAGGGACUUGGUUCUCGGACAAGACGAUGCCACGUACGAAAAGCUUCGCGAUGUCAUCGCCGACCGCAUAACCGAGGGCAUGGGGGAGACGGUUUUUGAGCUGGGGUACGACACCAACGGCGAGUCUAUGGGCUUGUCCCUGAACGAAUGGCAUGCGGCCUACGACAGGCUGGCCAAGGCAGCCAAGUCUGCCGGGGCCGACUGCGAGCUCCUCCUCAGCAAAAACGUCGGCGGCAAGGUUGAAGCCGAGAGCAGCACCAAGGCCAAGCUCGACAAGGGCGGCGGAUGCAAUGGCAAGGUGCUGAUCCGACGACGUCCCUCGAGUGUCGGAGAUGUCAUCGAAACUAGAAUAGCGGUGGUUGGCAACGUCGACGCCGGAAAGAGCUCUCUGUUGGGCGUUUUGGUCAAGGGCGAUCUUGACGACGGCCGGGGCAAGGCGCGAGUCAACCUGUUUCGUCACAAGCAUGAAAUCGAAACUGGGCGCACCAGCUCGGUCGGCAUGGAGAUAUUGGGGUUUGACAGUGUGGGACGGGUCGUCACCUCUGACACUCCUGGGCGUAAACUGUCGUGGGAAGACAUUGGAAAGCGAAGCGCCAAAGUCAUCACGUUCAGCGACUUGGCAGGCCACGAAAAAUACCUGAGAACGACGGUUUUCGGCCUGCUUUCGAGCAGCCCCAACUACUGCCUGCUCAUGGUGGCGGCCAACAACGGCCUGGUCGGCAUGAGCAAGGAGCACCUGGGCAUCGCGCUCGCCCUCAACGUCCCGGUCAUGGUCGUCGUCACCAAGAUUGACAUUUGCCCCCCCAACAUCCUCGAGGAGACAAUCGCCCAAAUCACCAAGAUUAUGAGAAGCCCCGGCGCCCGGAAAGUGCCGACCUUUAUCAGGAACCGCGAGGAAUGCAUCAACACGGCCACGCAGUUUGUCAGCCACAGGAUAUGUCCCGUCUUCCAAGUGUCCAACGUCACGGGCGAGAACCUGGACCUGGUGCGCGCCUUUCUCAACAUCCUCCCUCACCACGGCAGGUACAACGCGGACGCGCCGUUCGAGUUCCACGUCAACGACACGUUCUCGGUGCCCUUUACCGGCACGGUGGUCUCGGGCGUCGUCAAGUCCGGCGUGAUUCACGAGGGCGACAAUGUGCUGGUAGGGCCCGAUUCGCUCGGGCAGUUCGCCUCGACGGCGAUCCGGUCCAUUGAGCGAAAGAGGAUCCGGACGCCGGCCGCAGUCGCGGGCCAAUCGGCCUCUUUUGCCCUGAAGAAGGUGAAGAGGAAAGACGUGAGAAAAGGCAUGGUUGUCCUGCCCAAGCUGGAGGGCCAGGCAAGUCCCAAGGUGUACAAGGAGUUUGUUGCCGAAGUCUUGAUCCUUUCCCAUGCCACGACCAUCAAGAAGAAGUAUCAGGCAAUGCUGCACGUCGGGCCCGUCUCCCAAACCUGUGCCAUUAUCGACAUUGACCGGGAACUGAUACGGACCGGCGACAGGGCCACUGUGGCCUUUCGGUUUGUCCAGCGUCCCGAGUACUUGGCGCCGGGCGAUCGGCUGCUUUUCAGAGAAGGCCGCACCAAGGGACUGGGUAUCGUGAAGGCGGUUGGUUACGACCCCAACCACCCGCUGACGGGGAAGCCUACAGAUUAUGACGCACCUAGGGAUGGAGAACAGUCCCACGCGGGGCAGGGGGUAGGGGUAAGUGCUUAG